AUGGAUCCAGCUCAGAGCGGGACUCAGCAGCAGGGGCAGGGGCAGCAGCAGGGGCAUCAGCAGCAGCAGGAGUUCCACGCUCUGGCGCUGGACACGGCUCUGAGCACCCUGGCCGCGCUGCUCGUCUAUGUGGCGGUUAAAGUGAGCGUGGACGGGGUGAGGACGUGGAGGGCGCGGGUGUCGGUGCUGGUGGUGGGCUCCGGUCCCGUGGGGCUGACGGCGGCUCUGGUGGCGGUGCGCUCCGGGAAGGUGCAGCGGCUGACCGUGAUGGAUGAGAGGGUCCGGAGUGCGCUGCUGUGCCGGCCGCAGCAGAUCGCCUUGGACCCCCGCAGUGUGAAGUUCCUGCUCCGGCUGGGGGUGGACUUCGACAACAUGGAGGGCUGCUGGCGCGGUGAGCACUUCUUCACCCGCAUCGGUGUGUUCCAGGAAUAUCUACUGAGCAUCCUGGAGCAGAGGAAGCACAGCGUGGACGUCAAGGUGCAGCUGGGGACCAAGUUCUGUGAGGAGUACCUGCGGCGCCUGCCCUCCGCAGACUGGCCGGGGGUGCUGGUGGUGGCUGACGGCUCCUGUGGAGAGUCCUGCUCCGUGUUGGGGCUGAGCUCGGACUACAGCGUGGAGUCGUGUCAGGCCUACGGAGCCAACGCCACCAUCGAGAGGCUGGACCAGAGGCAGGUGCCCACUCCGGAGAUCCGCGCCCACAACCUGUUCUUCGACCUGUCAGCGUACGGCGUGGAGGCCCUCCGCGAGCACAAGAACCCCACGGCCAAACCUGGCUUCCACCUCAAGAUCUAUGGCACCCUGAGGAACCGCUACAUGGCCCUGGUGUGUCCCGCCAGCGACGCCAAGAUGGUGCGCUUUCUCCGCCACACGGCCAACGCCUCGAUCAUGAAGAGCAUUUUCCAGCAGGCGUUUAACGUGUACAAGACGGACAUGGAGCCGCGCCUGAGUGAUGUCACACUGCCCCAGCUCCAGUGCAGCCGGCGUCUGGUGGAGGUGCAGCUGUCCCAACGAAGGGUCAGUGCGGCCUACAUCCACGGAGACAACGUGGCGGUGAUCGUGGAGGGAGAGGCGGCUCGCGUGCUCAACUUCCACACAGGCUCUGGGGUGAACCUGGGCAUGCGUGGGCUGGAGUCUUUGGGAAGCUUCAUCUACCGCAUGGCGACAGCUGUGGACCAGAGCGACAUCAUGGACGCGCUCAAGGCCAAGAUGCUCCACUCCAGACGGGUGUCCCAGGAGUUUAAACAGAGCGGGCUGACGGAGGCUGUGUACGCGUGGCUGCGCUGA
Molecule: messenger RNA, 1284 nt
Organism: Knipowitschia caucasica
Lineage: Eukaryota; Metazoa; Chordata; Actinopteri; Gobiiformes; Gobiidae
Source: the annotation of a GenBank genome assembly